Molecule: messenger RNA, 1468 nt
Organism: Tigriopus californicus
Lineage: Eukaryota; Metazoa; Arthropoda; Copepoda; Harpacticoida; Harpacticidae
Exons: 2
Coding region: 222-1295 (357 amino acids)
Biological process (GO): lipid transport; lipoprotein metabolic process
Cellular component (GO): membrane; extracellular region
Molecular function (GO): lipid binding
Source: RefSeq, a predicted model, not a curated record
CCAAGCAAGUGAAUGAAUACUAUUUUUCAAAAUAUUUAAUGGUACGUUCGUUGGUCAUGUUGAUAAAAAGAGGCCUAACUAUGAGGAAAAUUGCUGCUUACAAUCUUGACCAAGGCCCACUAUUACAAUUGAUUACCGCCUCCGUACCUCCGGCAUUCAGUCGCCAUAUUUUUUUUCUGAAAAGUUGAGCGGAUACAAACACGUCACGCAGUCGUGUAAUCAUGAAUCUAAAGGUGAAAAAUCGCUUACCCUAUUGCGUCGGGAACCUUUUUUCUGCCAUUCAUCUCUCUACCGUCAGUAACUUCACACCUAAAUCACAAUCAAAGAUGGAGCAACAGGAAGGAGCUCCUGAGAACAAUUCUGAUGAUGUCCAGGAAGUUCAAGUACCAGUGGAAAUCGUGGCAGAGAAUGAGGACAUUGAGGAUUUGGAUGCCGAACUAGCCAAAUUAACACCCGAGGAAUAUGAGGCGAAGAAACAAAACGCAAUUGAAGAUAUCAAGCAAUUGGAAGAAGAUUUCCAAACUUGGGUCCAGCUGAGAAAAGAUACCAUUGAGCAACUCAAAAGCAUCGCGGAUUAUGUCGAAAAAGUGUUCCGGAGAGCCGGGAGGACCAAGAUUGCUAGUACUGGUGCUAGUGUCAUGGCGGGAGGUGUGACCAUCGUAGGCGGGGUCAUGACCAUUGCCUCUGCAGGAGCGGCUUUACCCGUUUUGGUGGCUGGGGCCAGUAUGGCUUUGGCAUCGGGAGUGGCAGGUGGAACAGCAGCCGUUUCCGAGAAAGUGAUCAAGUCAAAGGAGAUGAAAAAGGCGCAAAAGACCGUGGCAUUGGACAUGGAUCAGGCUAAAGAGCUAGAGCAAGCUUUGCGAGAUACCCGCAAGAAUAUUGUGGCCAAAGAAAUCAUACGAGAAGUUCUGCUCAGUUCCGGUUGGAGCUCCUUCAACGGUUACCAAGUGAUCAGCGUAAUGGGAGCCGGUUUGGGGUUCACGAGCGCCACGGGUCAUGCCAUCAUGUCCGUGAGUGGCGAAACAUUGGGCAUUCAGUUCUCCAAGCUGGCCCUGGCAAAUUCUGGUCGUUUACUCGCAGGAACCAUAACCAUUGUCGUGGGUGGAGCCCUAAUGGCCUACGAUAUCUACCAAUUAGCCGAAGGUAUCAAAGGGUUCGCCAAAAUGGGCCCAGAUGGGGCUGCGGACAUUCGUCAAAUCGCCUCCGAGCUCGAAAGACAACUUGAAAUUAUAACUCCGAAAUCCACUGAGCAAGCAACCGAAAAAUCCCCCAUCUCCAUUGACACAACGGAAUGAACGUAGAAAGACUGAAAUAAAGUACUCGAACGAAAACAAUGUGUAGCACCAUAGUUUGAGUUUAUCGGGUCAGAUUAUUAUGGCCUGGGCAAACUGACAAGGGAUUUGUCUGUCCUCCCUUUCCUUGUGACCUGUUCAGGCUGAUGAAUUGAUUGAAUUUUGUGAGGCUCCGU